Molecule: messenger RNA, 1539 nt
Organism: Hibiscus syriacus
Lineage: Eukaryota; Viridiplantae; Streptophyta; Magnoliopsida; Malvales; Malvaceae
Product: protein enabled homolog
Exons: 2
Coding region: 115-879 (254 amino acids)
Source: RefSeq, a predicted model, not a curated record
AUAUUUGUUUUAUUUAUCCUCUAUUUCUCUCCCUUAUUCUCAGUUCUCACGCUUGAACAGCAAACAAGAAUCACUUUUAACUUCAGUUCUUCUGAGGUUUCCAUCUCUGAGAACAUGGACAGUCAGAGAGGCCCUCUUCUUAGCUUGGCUUACUUCUGUCAGGGAAAGACAAUGGAGGAGCUUAGGUAUUCUCUUUUGUAUACUACUUUGGAGCUAGAACAGACUAGGAUGGCAGCUCAGGAGGAGAUGGAGAAGAGAGAUGACCAAUUAAUCCAACUCAAAGAGUUGCUAAGCAAGGCAACGAGAGAGAGAGAUGAAGCACAGGAGAAAUGCCGGAAACUUUUCCUUGAGAAGCUCCUGCUUCACCAACAGCAACAGCAGCAACAUGUUGCUCCUCUCUCCGGAGUUUCUGGCGUAGAGGAUGAACGCAAAAGAGGAAUUGACUCCAACAAUGGUUUCUCUUCCUCUGAUUGUGAGGGAAGCAUUGUUUCAUCUCCUGUUCUUGACCCAGUUCAACAACCACAACUGCCACCAGCACCACCAUCUCAAUCCAUAGAACUAGUGCCUGAUAAGCCAUUGCCUGAAAAGGGAAAGCUUUUACAGGCAGUGAUGAAAGCUGGGCCGCUCUUGCAAACCCUUCUUUUAGCUGGACCACUGCCUCAAUGGAGACACCCACCACCACCACUCGAGUCCUUUGAGAUCCCACCCGUGACACUUCCUUCACCUCCACCACCCCCGCAACUCCUCCAAGACUCCCUGACCAGCAUUAACGCCUACAAUACUCUAAACACUUGUGGUCAAAUAAACAGGAAAAGGGGUCUUUAUGAUGCAUCUGAUUCUCCUACCGAAACCAAAUGCCGACAACUAGUUCUUAAUUGACUGCCGCUACAAACAAGUCUAAAAGAGUAUUACUAAUUCCAUAAAUUUUACCAUUUUUAAACUUAUUAUAGGUUAGUCAGGGUGAACAUCAGCCUAUCAGGGAAUGGUGACUGAUCUCAGCAUUUUUGUACAGAGGGUUGUUCCGAGAAGCAAACUCUUAGGAGAGAAUCAAACAGAGCUUUGUUUCUUGGCUUUUUGCCAAUGUUUUUCGGUGAAGAUCUUUUGCCCUUGUUUUCCCUCCCUUGAUAGUUCUUCCCCCAUGAUGUGAAAGGGAGCUUUGAAUUUGAUUUCUCUUAAAAAAACUACCAGUGGCAUGUGAAAAUUUAGUACUAGUAUAACUUUAGCUUCUAUAGUCUUGACUAAAAUGUGUGCUGUGUGGGACUGUCUGAGAAUUGAUAGAAAUUAGAUGGAUUUGGAAGCACAAGGAUUGGGUGUGGUGUUGUUGAAAUGGGAAGAUGGGUAUGGCCAACAACCAGGAAGGUUUAAGAGGCUUGCUUGUCGGAUGAGUGGAUCCCACAAAAUCAGAAUCAGGAUCUGCUGCUUUUGUAAUGAUGUAUCAUCAUAUUUAUAUUUUGGUUGAGGGAAGCGUCAUUAGUGUUAUUUGUUUCUGGAAAUCAAUUUCCCUAUUCUGUUUCUAAUGCCCAUAUUAAUAUACUAAUG